UUUUCCCCUAAAACCCCCUCUCUUCUUCACCUGUAACUGCGAGGGUUUUAACACACACAGAGUCACGCAUUAGCCUCAUCCGUCGCAAUUCACGCCCCUUAACUAACGAGUAAACAAUAGUCAACACGCUGCUGAUUCUUUCUACAAGCAAGAAAACACGUUGAAGGUGAAAAUCCCAUCUGGGUUUUUGAAAUAAUGGCCCCUGUAUUAAGCAGAAGUGUUACAUCUGCUUCUGUGGCUUCACUUCCUUAUCAAAAGGCCCCGUUUUCAUCAGUGGAGACUAAGAACAGUAGAGUAGGGGUAUUGGGAAGUGCUUUUUUGCCUAGAAAUGGGUUGAGAAAUAGUUUGUUAAAAUCAUCUGGGCUUAAGUGGAAGCUAGAGAGGAGAGAAAGCAGAGUGGUGGUUAAGUGUGAAGGGGGAGCUGCUGUGGCUGAAAAGGAGGCUCCUGAGGUCUCUGGGGAAAUCCAUGAAUACCAGGCUGAGGUUAGUCGCCUGCUGGACUUGAUUGUUCACAGUCUUUACAGCCACAAGGAAGUUUUUCUUCGAGAACUUGUGAGCAAUGCAAGUGAUGCCCUUGACAAGUUGAGGUUUCUGAGUGUGACCGAACCUGGUCUUCUUGGGGAUGCUGGUGACCUAGAAAUUCGAAUCAAACCUGACCCUGACAAUGGGACCAUCACUAUAAGGGAUACUGGAAUUGGGAUGACCAAAGAUGAACUUAUAGACUGUCUUGGAACUAUUGCCCAGAGUGGUACUUCUAAGUUCUUGAAAGCUCUUAAGGAAAACAAGGAUGUUGGAGCAGACAACAGUUUAAUUGGUCAAUUUGGAGUUGGUUUCUAUUCUGCAUUUUUGGUAGCUGAAAAGGUGGUAGUCUCCACAAAAAGCCCCAGGUCGGAUAAGCAAUAUGUUUGGGAAGCUGUGGCUGAUAGCAGUUCAUAUGUGAUUAGGGAGGAAACUGAUCCAGAAAAGCUCGUACCUCGAGGAACACAAAUCACACUUCAUCUAAAGGAGGAUGAUAAGUAUGAAUUCUCCGAGCCAACCAGGAUCCAGAAUUUGGUGAAGAACUACUCACAGUUUGUUUCCUUCCCCAUCUAUGUUUGGCUAGAGAAAUCAAGAACUGUUGAGGUUGAAGAGGAGGAGGAACCUAAGGAGGGGGAAGAAAAACCAGAGGGGGAAAAGCCAAAGAAAAAAAAGACAACAACGGAGAAGUAUUGGGACUGGGAAUUAACCAAUGAAACCAAGCCUAUAUGGAUGCGCAGUCCAAAGGAAGUUGAGAAAGAACAAUACCAGGAAUUUUACAAGAAGACUUUUAAUGAGUUCUUGGAUCCCCUUGCACACACACACUUCACCACUGAGGGUGAGGUCGAGUUCAGAAGUAUUCUCUAUAUACCUGGAAUGGCUCCUCUUAACAAUGAGGAAGUGAUUAAUCCAAAGACAAAGAAUAUACGUCUGUAUGUGAAGCGUGUUUUCAUAUCUGAUGACUUUGAUGGUGAACUGUUUCCAAGAUAUCUGAGCUUUGUGAAGGGUUUGGUGGACUCAGAUGAUCUUCCUCUUAAUGUCUCCAGAGAAAUACUUCAGGAAAGCCGCAUUGUGAGGAUAAUGAAGAAGCGGCUUGUAAGGAAAGCAUUUGACAUGAUUCAGGAACUUUCUGAAAGUGAGAACAAAGAGGAUUACAAGAAGUUCUGGGAGAAUUUCGGUAAAUUUCUGAAAUUGGGCUGUAUUGAGGACUCUGGAAAUCACAAGAGGAUAACUCCCUUGCUACGCUUUUUCUCUUCGAAAAGUGAAGAAGAGCCGAUAAGCUUGGAUGAUUAUGUGGAGAACAUGGAAGAGAAUCAAAAGGCUAUAUAUUACUUGGCAACAGACAGCUUAAAGAGUGCCAAGACUGCUCCUUUCGUGGAGAAAUUGGUGCAGAAGGAUAUUGAGGUGUUAUAUCUAAUUGAGCCAAUUGAUGAAGUUGCGAUACAGAAUCUACAGACUUACAAGGAAAAGAAGUUUGUUGAUAUCAGCAAGGAAGAUUUGGAGCUUGGCGAUGAGGAUGAAGUGAAAGAAAGAGAGACAAAGCAAGAGUACAAUCUUCUUUGCGACUGGAUAAAGCAACAGCUGGGAGAUCAGGUUGCAAAAGUUCAAGUCUCAAAACGAUUAAGCUCAUCACCAUGUGUGCUUGUUUCUGGCAAGUUCGGGUGGUCUGCUAAUAUGGAAAGGUUAAUGAGAGCACAGACCCUUGGAGAUACUGCAAGUUUAGAGUUCAUGAGGGGGAGGAGAAUCCUGGAGAUUAAUCCUGAGCAUCCUAUAAUCGAAGACCUAAAUGCCGCAUGCAAAAAUGCUCCCAAUAGCACUGAUGCCAAGAGGGUAGUGGAACUUUUAUACGAUACCGCAUUGAUCUCCAGUGGUUUCACUCCUGAUAGUCCAGCAGAGUUGGGUAACAAGAUUUACGAAAUGAUGGCAAUGGCUGUGGGAGGAAGAUGGGGCAGAGCGGAAGAAGGUGAAGCUUGGGCAGGAGAGGAUUCAACAGAAUCAGACGCGAGCUCUUCAGAAGCCUCAGAGGCACAAGUAGUUGAACCAUCUGAAAUAAGAACAGAAAGUGACCCUUGGGAGUAAACGCAGAUUUCUUGCGAAGAUUGGAUUCUUUUUGGGUAACUGCCCUUGCAACUGUGGCAUACAGAAGUUUUGGAGACGGGAGAUAAAUCUUACUUUGAGGACUGGCGCAUUGAUCGGAUUACUGAAUUAGAUUCAGGACAUUCAUAGGAGUUCUUCUGUAAUGCCACGGCAUUUUAUGACAGCCAUGUUUUGUUUACACAAGGUCCUAGCAUGAUUCACGACUCUCAUGCUUUCCUGCAAUGGAUCUAACUUCAAACAA
Messenger RNA from Coffea eugenioides, 2854 nucleotides. Its product is annotated as heat shock protein 90-5, chloroplastic. The record is from RefSeq and is a predicted model, not a curated record. Gene Ontology annotation, molecular function: ATP hydrolysis activity; ATP binding; ATP-dependent protein folding chaperone. Gene Ontology annotation, biological process: protein stabilization; protein folding; cellular response to heat. Lineage: Eukaryota; Viridiplantae; Streptophyta; Magnoliopsida; Gentianales; Rubiaceae. The coding region runs from base 196 to 2595 and encodes 799 amino acids. Gene Ontology annotation, cellular component: protein-containing complex; plasma membrane; perinuclear region of cytoplasm. The transcript is spliced from 19 exons.